GCCAAGAACAACUUCACAUAAGUAUGGUCAGGUCAACAGAGUGGAUGUGUAGCCCAUUGCCAUUACAAAGCAGAUAUUUUUUGUACUCCUCUCUCUUCUUGGGCCCGUUCCUGGUGGUGGUCUCUGGAUCCUGCAACUUUCCCAUAGAAUGGAGGCUCUACAAAGGUAAUGCUGGUUACUGUAGCACAUACAGAGGCGAUGUGUGUCUGAACGUGCUCCGUCGAGACGCUCUGGUCUUCUUCAACUACUCUCUGCCGAACCCAGAGGAUGCUCAGGAGUAUCUGGCUCAAAGCGCAUGGGGUGAGCUGGAAGGAGUGAGCCCAUUCUGCAGGCCUGCUGUCAAAUCGCUGCUCUGCCAUGCUACCUUCCAGGACUGCAACCCAUCUGGUCUGGGCCCAGCACCCAAACCUGUCUGCAGGGAGCACUGUCUGGCAGUAAAGGAGCUUUACUGUUAUAAAGAGUGGCAUUCUGCUGAGGAUAGAUCUCUUCGUGGGUUCCCGCAUAGCUUGAGCAUCACUCUCCCAGAAUGCAGCUCUCUACCCAGUCAGCAAACAGACCCAUCCUCCUGUACAACUGUCCCUUACGUUGAUAUCAAUAAAGAUCAAGUUACAACAACAUGUUACAAUGACAGAGGAAGGUUUUACCAAGGAACUCACAACAUAACUGCAUCUGCAAUCCCUUGCCAGAGAUGGAAUCAGCAGGAUCCCCAUCAGCACAGACUGUCAGUAGACGUUAUUCUUGAGUUGCGAAAUGGAGAAAACUACUGCCGUAACCCUGGAGGAGAGAGCGACAGGCCGUGGUGCUACACUACAAACCCCAAUGUACGCUGGGAGUACUGCUUGGUGCCCAAAUGUGGAGAAGCUACCAGUUUAAAGACUGCACCCUCGAUUCCAAAACCCAUCCAGUUCUAUCCGCCCCCUCCUACGUCCACAGCGCACUCAAUGAGCGUUAUUAUCUUUGUCAUUGCUGGCUUUGCUGUGGCUGCCUUCUUCGCCAUACUCAUCCUCAUGUGUCACAGACGAAAGAAAAUGUGGAAAAAAAGAAAGAGUAGGGUCCUGGACACGCCAACUCUUACCACCCUGCCCUCAGAGCUCCUGCUGGACAGACUUCACCCCAACCCCAUGUAUCAACGACUGCCUCUCCUUCUCAACUCCAAGCUGCUCAGUCUCGAAUAUCCACGCAACAACAUUGAGUAUGUCCGUGACAUUGGAGAGGGGGCCUUUGGAAGGGUGUUUCAGGCGAGAGCCCCUGGACUUUUGCCAAUGGAGCCGUUCACCAUGGUAGCAGUAAAGAUGUUGAAGGAGGAAGCCUCGGCUGACAUGCAGAAUGACUUUCAAAGAGAAGCCGCUCUCAUGGCCGAGUUUGAUCACCCCAACAUUGUACGACUCUUGGGAGUCUGUGCGGUGGGGAAGCCAAUGUGUCUGAUGUUUGAAUACAUGGCCCACGGGGACUUAAACGAAUAUUUACGACAGCGCUCUCCAUCCCAGAAGUCCACUCUGAGUCGGGAUAGCCUGACGUGCAGCAGCCUUGCGUCAGUGACCGAGCAUUACCCGCUCCUCAGCUGCCUCGAGCAGCUUUCCAUCUCCAAGCAGGUGGCGGCGGGCAUGGCGUACCUGUCGGAACGCAAGUUUGUGCACCGGGACUUAGCCACCCGCAACUGCUUAGUUGGAGAAAACCUAAUUGUGAAAAUUGCCGAUUUUGGUCUCUCGCGCAACAUCUACGCAGCUGAUUACUAUAAAGCUGGCGAAAAUGACGCCAUCCCCAUUCGUUGGAUGCCUCCUGAGUCAAUCUUCUACAACCGCUACACCAGCGAGUCAGAUGUGUGGGCUUAUGGAGUAGUAUUAUGGGAAAUCUUCUCAUAUGGCAUGCAGCCCUACUACGGCAUGGCUCACGAGGAGGUCAUCUACUAUGUGAGGGACGGAAAUGUUCUCGCUUGUCCGGAAAAUUGUCCACAGGAGCUUUACAACCUCAUGCGUCUGUGCUGGAGCGGUCAUCCCACCGACCGGCCCAGUUUCGCCAGCAUUCAUCGCAUUCUGGAGAGAAUGCAUGAUCAGAUGAUCAAAUCUGGGCUGUCUUGAGGAAUCCUAAAAAUGCUGUUGAAAAAAAUCGAAAUUGACCUUAAAUAAUCUUUAGUGUUCAGUAACGUAUUAGAUUUCCAAAAAUACCUUGAAGGAUCUUGAAGUGGGAUAAACCACUUUAAGGAAUUCACAUGAGCUACUGAAGAUUGUGAAACAAAUACUCCAGAUCCCAGAGGAACAUUGUGGAAUAUAAAAGAAGCCUAAAAUGAUUGAAAAGGCUUACUUUAACACUUUAAGUAAUACUGAUCCCUCAAAGUCUUUGAAGAUGGCUGUUUCAUGUCUGCUCAUGGGAUCGCAAUUGUUUUCUUACAAUGACGCAGAUAAACAUCAAAGGUUUCAGGUGAUUAAUAUCAGCAGGAUCUAUGGUAAAGAAGUUCCAUGUCUAGUUUUAAGGAGGAAUAGUGCAGACAUUAAAGAACCUGAAGAGGCUUGAAACAUCUGCAAGUAGAGACAUCGAUGUUAUGCCUAAUCUGUUUUGGGUUUAGUUAAAAUGUAGCAUUUGAUUAUUGUUCAAUAACAUUCUUAAGAGGUGCACACAUAAUAAGAUGCAAAAUAAUGCUUUUGUUACGUUUUUAAAUGAAAACUAUAGCAUAUUUUAAAACGGCACAUUAUCACUUUGUUUUAUUUUCUAACUUGAUUUAUUUAUUCAUUAAUUGCUAUUCCAAAUUUAAGCAUUUAGGCAUUUUAGUUUCUCAUUUAAAUCUGCUGUAAAUAGAAGUAUCCUGACUCUGAAACAAUGUUUCAGAAAAGAUUGUAGGCUUAAAAAAAGAAAUAUUCUCAAACAAUUGACAACACAAUUAUAUAAAAGAUUAUGUCACAGUUAUUAGGAUUAAAUUGGGUUAUUGACAUUAAAGGGAUAGUUCACCCAAAAAUAAAAUAGUUUCUAAAGAUAGAAAGAUAUUAAAAAAAGUUUAUAACCUUCUUGUUCUUGGACCCCAUUGACUACCAUAGUAGGAAAAAUUACAUUAUAUAUUUUUUUGUUCUGUUGAACACAACAUAAUAUAUUUUGAGGAAUGUGGGACAGCAAACAGUUCUGGGGAACUUUUGACUACCAUUGUAAUUUUUCCUACUAUGGUAUUCAAUGGUGACCAAUAACUGCUUGGUUACAAGCAUUUGUCCAAAUAUCUUUUUCUGUGUCAAACCAAACAAAGAAAUGUAUACAGGUUUGGAACAACUAUAGAGUGGGUAAUUCAUGGCAUCAUUUUUAUUUUUGGGUGAACUAUCCCUUUAAUGCAUGCCAUAGUACUAAAAAACAGCAUUUAAAGGGACUGGUAAUUUUUAUUAGCAACUAAUUACUAAAAUUCCAUUUUCAGGAUGGACAAAGCUUUUGGAAAUAAUAUAAAAAAAUGCAUGAUAUUUUUUGUGUUACUGUUGUGUUGUUAAUAUUAUGUUUUAUAUAAUCAGCUCUGUUAAUCUAGUGGUCACAUUAGCUAUACAGUAGGAAUGUGUGCUGCAUAUCUAUGUUUGAAAAAUAUUAAAACAAAGAUUUUUUUUAUUAUAUUACCCUCGUCAUCUCCUUGCAAAAUAAAAUAAACCUUAUAAAUCUACUUCAGAUGUGGAUGGCUCAUUAGGAUACUGUUGGCAACACUGUAUAUUUUUAAUUUUUUUGCUGACUUAAAGGGAUAGUUCACCAAAAAAAUGAAAAUUAUGUCAACAUUUACUCACUCUCUUGACAUUUCAAACCUGUAUGACUUUCUUUCUUCUGCACAACACAAAAUAUAUUUUGAAGAAAGUUGGUAACCAAACCACGGCGAUACCAGUUGACUUGCAUUGGUUUUGUGUCCAUACAAUAGAAGUGAAUGGGUAACGCUGUUGUUCGGUUAGCAACAUUCUUCAAAAUAUCUUUUGUGUUGAUAUCUUUUGUGUUUUGUGUUGUGUAAAUCAUAACAGAAUUUUCAUUUUUUGGUAAAGUACGCCCUUAAGUAAAAUCUAAUAGGCUUAACAAGUAAUUUUAAAUUACUGCUUUAAAUUUAGUCAAGUUGAUAAAUUGAAAUUGCUUGACUUACUUUGAUGAGGUGAAUGAUGUUGUGAACUUUUAAAAUAGUAUGUUUAAAUGACUUGUAAAGCCAAUUUGAUUGUACUUAAACAUUUAAGGCAUAAAAAAAACGUUGUAUGCUAAAAUGGGAAAAUGUUAAAAAAAAACAGGAUACCAGUUUGGCUGGUUUGGCAGACAAGAUAGAUAUACUGUAUAUUCUGUACUAUAAUACUAGCUUGAAGUGACAGGUAGGGGGCAGUGUCAUAUCACAGCAGCAGCAGCACAUGAGCUCAUGGAACAGUCAUUUACUACACUACCUAUCUCUGCAUUGAAGCCAAUUUUUGUUCUAAGCAUUAAAAACAGGAACUUACUGAGACAGUAUUAAAUCACACUGGCGUUUAAAGAAACAGAAUCAUGAAGGAUUUACUUUCAUCGUGUGUGGGACAGUGGGUUCAUUUCUAGGAAUGUUAGCCCAUAUCUGAUAAUCCUAGAAAUACGUUGCCUUUGCCACCAUUUUUUGUACUGCUACGGAAACCACAACAAACAAGCAAGGCAGACCACAGACAUCACACUGCUAGGCCAGGAAAAACAAGUGACGACUGGGUUCACGAGCCACAGCUCCUGCCAAAAAGUUUGGAAGACACAGUGGCCACAACAGAACCGAGCGGGUGAAUUUGGGCCUCAGUGAUUUUUAAGUGUACACUCUCCCUGACCCUUGUGACGUACGUUUGUGGAAAACGCCAACUUCUGAUCACCUCACAUAACACUCACAGAGAAAAAUAAAACCUGCUGUUCCUUUCUCACAACAGUACAGAAGAAACAUUUUGUAAAUUUUAUAUUCAGAACUUUGAAUUUCAUAAGAAACAAUGAGGAACUUUUUUAUUAUUGUCCUCAUCAUUUGUUUAUGGGCCAAAAUUGGCCAAGAUAAGACUUUAUGUGGGUAAUACCCAAUAAAUUUGUUAAUUUGCCAAAGGUUACCCAAAAGAAGCCUUCAUAUACUCUUUUGCUUAUAUUUUGGGGCAUUUUUUGUCUUUACUGGACAGAGCAGCAUGUAAGGGCAAGACAUGAAAGUACAUUGUGGGGAAAUGGGAACAGGAUCGAUAAAAGACCUCAAGCCAAAAUGCAAUCUCGGGUCACCAAAUACAAGUUUGUGGCACUGUCCACUAUUGGUUGGACAACUUGACAUAUUUUAAAAGAUAUGAUCAGAUACUUUUUGAAAAAGUAUGGUAGGCUAAAUAUAGAAAGUUAAAAA
Molecule: messenger RNA, 5305 nt
Organism: Triplophysa rosa
Lineage: Eukaryota; Metazoa; Chordata; Actinopteri; Cypriniformes; Nemacheilidae
Product: muscle, skeletal receptor tyrosine protein kinase-like
Exons: 10
Coding region: 24-2078 (684 amino acids)
Biological process (GO): multicellular organism development; protein phosphorylation; positive regulation of kinase activity
Cellular component (GO): signaling receptor complex
Molecular function (GO): transmembrane receptor protein tyrosine kinase activity; protein binding; ATP binding
Source: RefSeq, a predicted model, not a curated record